AUGGUCUCCUACAUUGUCAAAAAGGGGAGUGGAACCUCAAACCAGCACGUUAUKGUGAUAGAGUCUGCAGAUGCAGAGUCUGCAGGUCCUGGGGUUAAGCAGGAGAGGUCUGAAGGGGAGGAUGACCUACGGCACAGCAGAGAUCCUGUAGUCACGGAGGACCCCACCACUGCCCCAGCGCAGCCUCGAACCCGGCGCAGUAUCACGGAGGUCAGUGGAACGCCGAACGCCGUCCUCAAGUUACAGACAGACACCAAGACAUUAACUGUAACACACAGACUCUUACACACAGGAUCUGACCACAGAUCAGACCCAGAGAGGCUGGGGAGACUGGGCUGUCCUCCUGCUCCCGGUUCAGAGUACUUACCAGUAUUUCACCAGAGCCAGAGGAUGGUUAAUUCCCGUGGGGAUGGCUAUGGUGACGCGUUAGACACUGGCGGUGAUGAUCCGUCUUGUUCUUACGCUACAGAGAUGGACCCUAGCAACAUGCCCUUGGGUUUAGAGACACAGACUGAUCUGUCUAGAGGGSACUGGAACCAGUACAGUAGUAGUGUAUACUCUGAAGGGUGCCUAGAUGAGAAAGGGGAGGUUAUAGUGAUAGAUGAGGUGACUGUGAAAGUGGAGGGUGACGCUCCUCCCACAUGGAAUGCAGAUAGUCACUUAGGAGACGGACACUCACAGGGCACAUAUUUCUUAGAUUACAGGGGAAGCUUAGAGACAAAUCCAAAUGUCACUAGCCUSUCCCCUUUACACACGCUCAGGGAUCGRGACCCAGUGUCCACGUCGAUGGGGCCUUCCGAUUCACACGGCCGCGUCCUUUUCGAUCAGGUAUUGAACUCAAACGACAGGGCUAGAGCCCAGGCUCAGGGAGGAGGAGCCACAUCAGGCAAUACUAAAGAGAAACGGUUUCUCUGCAUGUUCUGUAACAAAGGCUUCAGCUGCCCUAAAAAAGUGGAGAUCCACCAGAGGGUCCACACAGGGGUGAAACCCUUUAACUGUACGCAGUGUCAUAUGCGCUUUGCCCAGGCUGGUGACCUGAAAAAGCACCAGAGGGUCCACACAGGGGAGAAACCCUACAGCUGUACGCAGUGUGAGAAGAGGUUCUCCCGCCAGGACCACCUGAAGAUGCACCUGAAGGUCCACACGGGAGAGAGGCCAUUCGCCUGUACACACUGCGGGAAGAGGUUCUCAGAGAGGAGAUACCUCAGGAUACACCAGCAGAAAAAUCAUUCCACUCUAUAACAUAAAGUAACCAUUCCACUCGAUAGAUUCUGACGUUUAGAUUAAACCCUGCAUUAAAGACAAAGUUGKAUUUUCAUUGUCAGUAGAGAAGAUCCACAGAUGCAUUUGGAAUAACGAGAGUAACAGAUUUCAGUGUAGAAUAUUGCAUCCAGACGUGUGAUAUAUAAGCCUAAAAAGUCUGUCACAUAUUGUGUUUGUACUGUGUAGGCUAUAUGAUGUUUUCAUAUGGUUUAUUUAACACUUGUUUAUGUUUAAUAAACAUAAAAUGAGA
Messenger RNA from Salvelinus sp. IW2-2015, 1513 nucleotides. Lineage: Eukaryota; Metazoa; Chordata; Actinopteri; Salmoniformes; Salmonidae. The record is from RefSeq and is a predicted model, not a curated record.